This is a messenger RNA of Ilyonectria robusta, 1911 nucleotides long. RefSeq lists its product as uncharacterized. NCBI's taxonomy places the organism in Eukaryota, Fungi, Ascomycota, Sordariomycetes, Hypocreales, Nectriaceae. The transcript is spliced from 2 exons. Gene Ontology annotation, cellular component: plasma membrane. Gene Ontology annotation, biological process: copper ion import; iron ion transport; intracellular iron ion homeostasis. Gene Ontology annotation, molecular function: ferric-chelate reductase activity. The record is from RefSeq and is a predicted model, not a curated record. Bases 1 to 1911 code for a protein of 636 amino acids.
AUGAGCUUCAUCCCGAGGCAUGGGGACCACGAGCACGGACAUGGAGACAAGGAGGAAUCUGGACAUGGCCAUGGGAAUGAGGAUUCAAUCAGGCAGCAGGCUCUGGCGUCGCUGUACUGGUAUGUUGUUGCCGCGGUCCUCGUCACCGGAUUUAUUGCGAGGUUGAUUGUGGCUUUCAUUGCCCGCCAGAGGACGAAGAGGAGAGAGUUGCGGCCCAGUCAUGACUCCUCAGUAUCAACAGUUGAAAGAUUGUUCGAAGGCCCGCGUGCUGCCGUUUCCAAUUCAUUUCUCUCCCGCCGUCGCCCUCUCUGGUUGGCCACUCUUCCAUUGAGAAAGACAUUCCUAGUCGUCGUAUACGCCGCAUUUAUAAGCUUCCUCUUGACUUGGAGGGCUGUUAAGCAUGACGGCAACUACAUGGAACGUCUUGGGUUCCGCGCUGCCUGGGUCACAGUCACCCAGACAUCCAUGCCCUUCCUGCUCGCUGCUCGAACCAAUCCCAUCGGCCUCAUCCUGGGUACAUCGUAUGAGAGGGUCAAUUGGUUCCACCGAUGGGUGUCGCGUAUUUUUGUUGCUACUGCGACUAUCCAUGGGACAUUCUUCGUCACCGAGUGGAUUGCGGCAGACUUCUUCUGGACUGAGCUGAGGACUGUUGGUAUGGUAAAAUGGGGACUCGCCGCUUGGAUUGUCCUGGUUUGGACGCUGGUAUCUACGCUGGCUCCCUUUCGGCGCCUCCGAUACGAGUUCUUUGUCCUGCAACACAUCACCUCGGUGGUGCUGUUGUUGGUGUUUCUGCUUCUUCACGUUCCCGACCAUCAUCAGUUUAGCGUCUGGUGUGCUGUCGCCGCGUUCUUGUACGAUGUCGUUACCCGUUCAGCCAACCCUCUCUGGCGAAACAUUCGUCUUGGCCUGUCAUCGGGAAUCUUCACCCGGUACGCGUACCAGGCGCAGAUCGAUGCUGUCGAUAGCGACUUGACGGUUGUCACCAUUCGCAAUGUGGGCUUCAACUGGGUACCCGGCCAACACGUUCUCAUCUGGUCGCCUGCCUUUCCUCGACAGUUCCCGCAUCCAUUCACUAUUUCUAAUAUCCCUAGUACAGACACACCGAGCCGCGAUCUCCAGUUAGUACUCAAGACAAAAGAUGGAUUUACAAAGGAACUGAACAACUGGGCUCGGAAGGCGGAAAACAACGGAAGCGAUGGCGCCUUGCGUGUUCUUCUUGCGGGACCCUAUGGUGCCAUGCCAAACUGGAAGCAAUACGACAAUGUGGUAUUGGUCUCAGGAUCAACCGGAGGUUCCUUCACGGCUCCUGUUCUCGAAGACCUUCUCACGUCGCAGUCACUAGGGCGGGUGCGAAAGCUCAGCGCCCUCUUCAUUGCCCGUCAAAAAGCUCACGUGGAACCUUAUCUUCAACGAAUUUCUCGACUGGUUUCCAGGGCAAAAGAGAUGGGCAUUUCUGUGCGAAUCGAGGUUGCUGUCACCAAGAGUGCCCGGAACGUCGCGCACCUGGACGAAAAUCCAGCAAACGAGAGCCGGGAGAGACUGAUCGAACCAGAGCCGCGCCACGAAGGGAGAAGUGAUAGCGUGGAAUUGGAGCGGUUUUCGAUUGACUCGAAUAAAUCGCUUGGCAGCGAGAGGGCUGACCAGUUAUUGAAGGAAGAAGUGGAACUCGGUUUAGACGACGGGUAUGCGUACGACGCUUCGCCCAUCACGGAGACCGAAGGGCGCCCAGACAUUGCCGCCUUUUUGUCCACAGCGAUCGGAAACGUCCCUGGAAGUGUCGCGGUAGCUGUUUGCGGUGGUAGCCCGAUUGAGAAGUCAGUUCAGAUGGCUGUCGCAUCUGUUCGAAGGGAUCGGGUGGAAGGGUUGGGCGCACAUGAUGUUUUCCUUCACGUAGAACGGGCAGAUAUGUAG